Molecule: messenger RNA, 1556 nt
Organism: Pyrus x bretschneideri (Chinese white pear)
Lineage: Eukaryota; Viridiplantae; Streptophyta; Magnoliopsida; Rosales; Rosaceae
Product: ethylene-responsive transcription factor ERF027
Exons: 1
Coding region: 310-1161 (283 amino acids)
Biological process (GO): regulation of DNA-templated transcription
Molecular function (GO): DNA-binding transcription factor activity; DNA binding
Source: RefSeq, a predicted model, not a curated record
AUGUACUCGUAAAGUUUCAAAUUAAAACCCUAAAGCCUGUACAAGACCAAACUGCUCGCUGGCUGCAUUGCCAUGACUUUUUGAGCGAGUCCCUCCCACGAAAUCCCCACGCUAUAACCUUGCUAAUCACAAUAUAUAUAUCCUGCAUUCAAAUCUCUCGCUCAUGACCUUCUCCAACUCUCUCUCUCACAAACAUAAUUAAUAUCUUACCUUCCUUCUAUAUUCCCCACAUCCAAAAUUUACAUAAAUCCCCACCUGGCUUGCGACAUAAAUCUGUAACUAUAUAUAAAUAGAUAGAUUAUACAUAUCAUGGCUGACCUAAAUCCAAAUCCAAACACUUCCAACAACGUGAAUCAAACAUUAGACCAAUCCACACCCGCUUAUCCGCCUCUAGUAGUAUCCCCCAUUGACUUUCACCCUCCUCCCCCUACAUUACUCCACCCAACACACCAAACCCUUCCUCAGGCUCCUCCACCGCACGCUCCACACCAAGUCCUCCCACAUUCUCUUCUCACUCCCCACCGCCACACGCACGAAAUUACUGAAAUACCCUCCCCCUCCGCUAGGGCAGCACUACAUAUUCAAACACUACCAAAACCCACCACCAUGGCCUCGAGCUCUUCCGGGAAGCACCCCAGGUACCAUGGCAUCCGGUGUCGGGGUGGAAAAUGGGUGUCGGAAAUCCGAGAGCCACGGAAGACCAAGCGUAUUUGGCUUGGCACUUUCCCAACUCCGGAGAUGGCUGCAGCCGCCUAUGAUGUGGCCGCACUUUCACUCAAGGGUACCAAUAUUGCUCUCAACUUUCCAAGUUUCAUUGGAUUGUAUCCAGUGCCACCGUCCACAUCAGCAAUUGAUAUUCGUACUGCCGCGGCUACUGCAGCCGCAGCUCUACGAAAGAAUAGUGACCCGAUGGAGAGUCCAAAAAUGGGACAAAUGCAGAAGCACGAGGGUGAUGAUAUGAUGAGUAGUACAAGUUUGGCGUCGUCUGUUGGAGACUUUAUUGACGAGGAAGAGCUUUUCCAGAUGCCGAAUUUGCUGGUGGACAUGGCAGAGGGAAUGCUGGUGUCUCCGCCGAGAAUGAACGACUCGCCGCCGUCUGAUUAUGAUGACUCGCCCGGAAAUUCAGACGGAGGAGAAGACCGUCUGUGGAGCUAUUACUGAUUAUGCAGCUCACAACCCUGAAUUAAUUGCACGCUCAAAAAUAAAGAUAAUUAUAAUAUGAAGAAGGGAAACAGAAAAACAGAGAAUUAUAUAUGUGGAGGCAAUACGUACCUCGGAGGCUGUAAAUAACAACACGAUCGACGGCAUGGUUAUGAGUUUUGAUACUUAUCAACCAGGCAGAGGUCAAAUUUUGAAACUGAGGCAGGCAGUGAAGUGAGUUCAUGAGUUUGGUGUGCUUUUGCUUAAUUAUGAUUUAUGAAUUUAUGAGUACAUGUACAACUGUUGCGCGAGGAGUUUGACCUUUUUCUCUUCGUUCUUUUAUUUUCUUUUAUAUAUUAAGAUUGUGAGGUUUCCUUCUGAAUUAUUGCUUAAUUAUAUCUGAGUUUCUUUCUUCC